UUUUUGAAGGAUCUAAGGAUAUUAUUCUUAUUUUUUUGAAAGAUAAGGAUAUUAUAUUAUACUAUAUACAAUGAAAUGAAACACUAUAGGACUAUAAUGUGCUUUCUGCUGAGUGUUAAUCUUUGACUAAUUUUCUUAGAUCUUCAAUCAAACAAAGUUAUUACCAUGAAGAGAGGACGAUUACUCAAUUUCUUUGUCAAUCCAACACCAAAAAAAUGGUCACUUCUUUCUCUUAGCCACCUUAAAUCUCAAUCUCAUCACUUCAUGUCUGUUUCUUCUCCUGUUGAUACUAAUUCAAAGAAUCUUUUACCUCAUGAUGAUCAUUCAUGUGAAAAAUUCUUCACACCAAGUUCCAGAUAUGGGAUCAACACCUUGCAUACAAGUUCAGUUGUGGAACAAUCCGAAAAGGUUGAGGAUGAAAAUUAUGUGUGGAUGAAGAUGCAGGAAGAAGCUAAAGUUGAUGUCAUUGUUGAACCAAUUUUGUCUAGUUACUAUUAUGUUUCAAUCUUGUCACAAAAAACAUUGGAAACUGCUUUGGCUAAUCACCUUGCUGUUAAAUUAAGCAGUGUAAGUCUUCCUAGUACAACACUUUCUGAUCUUUUUGUUAGAAUUUUGGAAUCUGAUAAAGAAAUUAUGUAUGCUAUGAAAAAUGAUCUAAAAGCAGUUAAUGAAAGAGACCCUGCUUGUAUAAGUCAUGUUCAUUGUUUCUUGAAUUUCAAAGGAUUUUUAGCAUGUCAAGCUCAUAGGGUAGCUCAUAAUUUGUGGUCAAAUGGAAGGAAGAUUUUGGCUGUUAUGAUUCAGAAUCGCGUUUCGGAAGUUUUUGGAGUUGAUAUUCAUCCUGGAGCUAAGAUUGGAAGUGGGAUUUUGCUUGAUCAUGCAACUGGGAUUGUGGUUGGUGAAACUGCUGUUAUUGGAAAUGAUGUGUCCAUUUUGCACGGUGUGACGUUGGGAGGGACCGGUAAGGCUCAUGGCGAUAGGCAUCCAAAGAUUGGUGACGGGGUGCUUAUAGGCGCUGGAACUUGUAUUUUGGGGAAUAUUAAGAUUGGUGAUGGUGCUAAAAUUGGUGCCGGUUCAGUUGUGAUCAAGGAAGUUCCUCCAAGGACUACGGUGGUUGGGAAUCCGGCAAAAUUGAUUGGAGGGAAGAAUAAUCCUAUUAAACUUGAUAAGAUUCCUAGCCACACUAUGGACCAUGUUGCACAUAUUUCUGAGUUUUAUGAUUAUGUUAUCUAGAGUAUAGGCUUGAAAAAAUUGUUUGCAGUUUUAUGUUUGGAAAUUCAGAAUUGAGUUAUUUAAAUGUGAGGGUCCUUGUUUGUUAUGUAAGAGAGAAUCUUGGUUCUCCUGCUUUGCUAACAGUAAUAAAUGUGCAAUGUGAUCAUAGUGUAGUUUGUGUUGCUGUAAUGUAAUUUAAGGUACGCCAGCACCCUUUAUUAGAUACUACAAAAGACUAAUGUUGUGUUUGUUUACA
Molecule: messenger RNA, 1465 nt
Organism: Medicago truncatula (barrel medic)
Lineage: Eukaryota; Viridiplantae; Streptophyta; Magnoliopsida; Fabales; Fabaceae
Product: serine acetyltransferase 1, chloroplastic
Exons: 1
Coding region: 166-1230 (354 amino acids)
Cellular component (GO): cytoplasm
Molecular function (GO): L-serine O-acetyltransferase activity
Source: RefSeq, a predicted model, not a curated record